Aphidius gifuensis is the source of this 741-nucleotide messenger RNA. It is a transcript of the gene RpL18, whose product is annotated as 60S ribosomal protein L18. Bases 105 to 671 code for a protein of 188 amino acids. Gene Ontology annotation, cellular component: cytosolic large ribosomal subunit; ribosome. The record is from RefSeq and is a predicted model, not a curated record. The transcript has 4 exons. Gene Ontology annotation, biological process: translation. NCBI's taxonomy places the organism in Eukaryota, Metazoa, Arthropoda, Insecta, Hymenoptera, Braconidae. Gene Ontology annotation, molecular function: structural constituent of ribosome; RNA binding.
GUGAGUUUCUGCUCUAGUUGAUUUGACCCGUGUCAAACAGGCUUUCCAUCUUUUUACGGGAGGCCCUCACCGCUCGUGAAGCUUUCUUUCACGAAUUUAUUAAAAUGGGUAUUGAUAUCAACCAUAAAUAUGAUCGCAAGGUCCGUAGGACUGAGCCAAGAUCCCAAGAUGUCUACUUACGUCUCAUCGUCAAGUUAUACAGAUUCUUGGCAAGAAGAACUAAUGCCAAGUUCAACAAGAUCAUCUUGAAACGUCUGUUUAUGAGCAAAAUUAACAGACCACCAAUAUCAUUGUCUCGUGUAUGUCGUUUCAUGAAACAAGAUUCUCGCAAAAACAGCAUUGCUGUUGUUGUUGGCACAAUUACUGAUGAUGCCAGAAUUUUUGAAAUUCCAAAAUUGACUGUCUGUGCACUUCGUGUAACUGAAAAAGCACGUGGACGUAUCCUCAAGGCUGGUGGUGAAAUCAUAACAUUUGAUCAACUUGCAUUAAGAUCACCAACUGGUACAAAGACUGUUCUUAUGCAAGGACGUCGUAAUGCACGUGAAGCUGUCAAACACUUCGGUCCAGCACCAGGUGUACCACACUCACAUACAAAACCAUUGGUACGCUCAAAGGGAAGAAAAUUCGAACGUGCACGUGGUCGCAGGAAGAGCUGUGGUUACAAAAAGUAAAAUGUUUUAUAUUCGUGUAAAAUUUUUUGAUGAAGUUGAUAUCAUUAAAAUAAAUUUCUUCAACAAAUAA